Molecule: messenger RNA, 2268 nt
Organism: Drosophila innubila
Lineage: Eukaryota; Metazoa; Arthropoda; Insecta; Diptera; Drosophilidae
Gene: Gk1
Product: glycerol kinase
Exons: 3
Coding region: 406-2019 (537 amino acids)
Biological process (GO): triglyceride metabolic process; glycerol metabolic process; glycerol-3-phosphate biosynthetic process
Cellular component (GO): mitochondrion
Molecular function (GO): glycerol kinase activity
Source: RefSeq, a predicted model, not a curated record
UGUGCUGUAAUAAAUUAACUUGAAUAAAUUAAAAUCAACUGUUUAAUGUUGUGUGUAUGUCAAUUCAAAUAUCACGAUAGUGUUGUCCGCAUAAACAUCGUAUUUCCUCAUUCCGUUUUCGCACAAUCAUUCGCAACAAAUUAUUUACGUUUUGAAAACAAGUUUUAAUUGAUGUCGCCGCUGCAUUAAACAACUGGGGACAGAGUACAACCAACACGUCAAAAGCUCUCGCACCAAAGGGGCUGGGCCUUAUCUCUUAUCGCAUCCGACGAGUAUGUCGCUCACAAUCGAACAGUAAUUCCAUUGGCAAAGCAGACGGAGUCACACAAGCGUUUUACGCCGUUUAAUUAGUGUUUUUUGUGCAUAAAUAGUUACACAAUAUUAUUAUCAUAAAUAACUCUCGAAAUGGAUAACUCUGGUAAAUGUCUGUGCGACAAGUCCAAGUUGUCGGGCCCAUUCGUUGGUGCUAUUGACGAGGGCACCACGUCGGCGCGUUUCAUGAUCUUCCACGCCGGCACCGAUGAAAUUGUCUGCUUCCAUCAGAUCGAGAUACCGUCCAUUUUUCCCAAGGAAGGCUGGUGCGAACAGGAUCCUCAGCUCAUUGCCAGCACAGUCAACGAGUGCAUCGAAGGAGCCUGCCAAAAGCUUCUAACGCUUGGUGGAAAAGUUGAGGAAAUUGUUGCUAUUGGCAUUACCAAUCAACGGGAGUCCACGGUUGUCUGGGAUCGGAAUACGGGUGAACCUCUGACCAAUGCCAUCAUUUGGCUGGACAAUCGCACGACCAGCACAGUCGAGGAUUUGCUCAAGACGAUUCCAAACAAUGCCCGGAACAUUAACUAUUUGCGUCCACUGUGUGGAUUACCACUUUCUCCGUACUUUUCCGGCGUCAAGUUGCGCUGGCUGCGCGACAAUGUGGCCACGGUGAAGAAGGCCAUGGAUGAGGGCGAUGCCAGGUUUGGCACCAUCGAUACCUGGCUCAUGUAUAAUCUAACCGGCGGUGUCAAUGGCGGCGUCCACAAGACGGACGUCACGAAUGCUUCACGGACAAUGCUCAUGAAUAUUGAGACACUGCAAUGGGAUCCCAAUUUGCUCAAGUUCUUUGGCCUGCCGAACACCAUUCUUCCGGAGAUUUGCUCCAGCGCUGAGCACUAUGGCGUUAUUGCCGAUGGCGUCUUGAAGGGCAUCAGCAUUACGGCUGAUCUGGGAGACCAGCAGGCAGCGCUCGUGGGUCAACAGUGCCUGGCCAAGGGUCAGGCCAAGGCAACCUAUGGCACGGGUUGCUUCCUGCUCUACAAUACGGGUCCCUCGAUUGUGCACUCGCAGCACGGACUGCUUACCACAGUGGGUUACCAACUGGGACGCAGUGCGGCUCCCUAUUAUGCGCUGGAAGGUAGCGUGGCCAUUGCUGGUGCCGCCUUUAACUGGCUGCGGGAUAACCUGGGUCUCAUCCAAAAUACGGGUCAGAUUGAGUCAAUGGCCAGCACGGUGGAUAGCUCCUUGGAUGUGUACUUUGUGCCGGCCUUUAAUGGCUUGUAUGCUCCUUACUGGAAUCAGGAUGCCCGCGGCGUGAUCUGUGGACUGAGCGAGGAGACAACCAGUGAACACAUUGUACGCGCCACUCUGGAGGCUGUCUGCUUCCAGGUGCGCGACAUCCUCGACUCCAUGCACAAGGACUGCAAAAUCCCACUGGCCAAGCUAAUGGUCGAUGGCGGCAUGACUGUGAACAAUCUAUUCCUGCAGCUGCAGGCCGAUCUUGUGGGCAUCCAUGUGCUCCGCGCUAAAAUUGCCGAGACCACAGCACUGGGAGCAGCUAUGGCUGCCUACAAGACUGUGGCACCGGACUACAACAUGGAGGGACCACUCUCUAAGUCGGAGGUGCGUCACUCCAUCAAACCGAAGGUCAAGUCCACGGAGCGAAAUCUACGCUAUCAGAAAUGGAAAAUGGCCAUUGAGCGAUCCUUGAACUGGGAAACUUCCUCGCUGUCGCAGGGCGAACGCGAAUCCUUUGAUGGUGCUUAAGGAGGCUCCUAAGCCGACUUUAAGUCAAAAUCAUUUGUUAAAUAUUAUAGGGUCAGGUUGAUUAUUUAAAGUGGUGCAAUCGGGGAUCGUAACGAUUAGAAUUUUUAUUUAUAAAAUACUAAUUCAUUUUUUGAAUAAAUUAAAAUAGAUCUUUUAAAGUUCUAUAAUAAUUGCAUCAUAGUAAUAAACUUUCCAAAUUUUUCUGUAGAGAUGUUAAAUGAUAUGUAUAUAAAAAUUGAAAUUUAAUUU